CUCCACCACCCCAAGCCUCCGGGAACUACAUCAAGACAAAUUUAGGAUCCUUUUUAUCUUUUUGAACUUUUUCCACUUUCAUCAUUUACAUUUUCUGAAAUCAAACGAUGGCCAAUGCAGGUAUACAGCUCCUUGGGUUCACGUUGGCCUUCCUGGGCUUCAUUGGCUCAAUAGCAUCCACAAUCAUGGUGGAAUGGAAAGCUUCGUCGUACGCGGGAGACAACAUCAUCACGGCUCAGGCGAUGUAUGAAGGGCUGUGGAAGAGCUGUGUAUCACAGAGCACUGGUCAAGUUCAGUGUAAAGUGUAUGAUUCACUUCUGCAACUACCAGGGAUUGUACAGGGCACACGUGGGCUGAUGCUGAGCUCCAUCUUGCUGUGCUUUAUUUCUCUCUUGGUGGAGAUGGUGGGCAUGAGGUGCACCACCUGUAUGGCAGAUCAACCGGAGCAGAAGGACAAAGUGGCUCUAGCUGGAGGGGUUAUCUUCAUUAUCGCUGGUGUGCUUGCUCUGGCGGGAACAUCUUGGUAUGGCCACAGAAUAACCAAGGACUUCUACAACCCAUUCACUCCGACUAAUUCUAGGUAUGAAUUCGGAAGUGCCUUGUUUGUUGGAUGGGGAGCGGCCAGUCUCAUCAUCAUAGGAGGGAGCUUCCUCUGCUGCAACUGCUCCAGCAAGGACUCUGGGAAUUCUCCCCGCCACCCAGCGUCCCGCUCUGCAGGCCAGCCAGGCAAGGACUACGUCUGAGGGAGAACGUGCUCUUUGCAGGCAAUUGUCUUCUGUUACUCAGAUUUCUGUUUCUUAAUAUUUUACAAUGUGCAGGUGUUGUUUUUGUUGUAUGUUUAUAUUUGUUUGGAAAUACACUCCAUUCUUUGGUAGUGUAUAUAGCUCAUAGACAGCAAAAAUUUGAAAAAAUGAAAAAGUACUGCAGCGAACUUCCACAUAUUCACUAUGGAAAUUAAUAUUACAGAUGACAACAACUAUAACCCAUUUAAUAUAAAUCUGCUCAGUGUGUGAGUUUUAUUUUUGUUAAUUGCUUUGUUUGGAUUCUUACCACUAUUCUAUCAAAUCAUGUAAAAUAAAAUCCUCAUUGUUUUUGUAGUAUUGUAUGUUUUUAUAGCAUUCAGUUUUGGUUUGGUUUGAUGUGUAACAUAUGGCUGGUGUUCAAAUCCUAUAUAAACCCUGCAAGCCAACAAUGUUCUUGCAUCUCUCAGUACUUUUGAAUUUUCUUAACUCUGUGUGUGUCACUCAUCCACAUGCCCACUCGUUCUUUUCAUGCUGUUGGAAUGGCCACUUAG
Messenger RNA from Anarrhichthys ocellatus (wolf-eel), 1294 nucleotides. It is a transcript of the gene cldn1, whose product is annotated as claudin 1. The record is from RefSeq and is a predicted model, not a curated record. NCBI's taxonomy places the organism in Eukaryota, Metazoa, Chordata, Actinopteri, Perciformes, Anarhichadidae. Gene Ontology annotation, cellular component: bicellular tight junction; membrane. The transcript is spliced from 4 exons. The coding region runs from base 108 to 743 and encodes 211 amino acids. Gene Ontology annotation, molecular function: structural molecule activity.